Clupea harengus (Atlantic herring) is the source of this 4046-nucleotide messenger RNA. It is a transcript of the gene tlr21, whose product is annotated as toll-like receptor 21. Gene Ontology annotation, molecular function: signaling receptor activity; protein binding. Gene Ontology annotation, biological process: inflammatory response; toll-like receptor signaling pathway. The record is from RefSeq and is a predicted model, not a curated record. NCBI's taxonomy places the organism in Eukaryota, Metazoa, Chordata, Actinopteri, Clupeiformes, Clupeidae. Gene Ontology annotation, cellular component: plasma membrane.
GAUUCCACCAGAAUUACAGAGGGGGAUAUAUCAUACAAGAAAAUGCCAAUUCUGUGCAGCAUAUGAAGCCGUUGGGCUGACAUUUCAGACCCAUUUUACUGUGUUUAUUGUAUUUAUUAAUUGUAGACUAGACACUAUGCAUCAUCCAUCCAUCCAUGUAGUUCAUUUGGUUCAUGUGCCUUAAUAUUGUUUAAAGAUGCACUCGUAUUCACCUUAGCUGACUGCCAACAUCCGCAGGUAGUGUCCUGAUAAUACCUCCCGUACAAAAUGAACUGAGAUAGAGUCUGUGGGCUAGGCAAUACAUCAGCAUGGAAAUGAAACUAAAGUGUGUGAUCAUAGAGGACUUUGUGGUCAUUUUUGUGCUUUUUUAGCAUUUUAAUGCUUUUAAUCUUCUCUUUCAGGUGCCUCAGCUCACACAGGAGGAUGACAUUGUAAGACAUCUUCGGACUUGGACCUUUUCUCAAACUGUAUUCACACAAUAGGAACAACAACACUCUUUUUCUUUUUUGAUGAGAUUUUUUGAAUUACUCUUGCCUGUGAGAUCAGUUGCUAUGACUAAGUGUAAAUACCGUAGUAUUUUUUCAGGGCCAGCUUUGACAAUUGCGUCUUGUCUGAUCCAAUUGAUCCUUGGCUACAGCUUUAAGAACUGCAUUGAAGUUUCCUUGUCCCAUCACUCUGCCUUCAGGUGCCUGAACCGCUAUGAACAGAAUAUCGGUGCCUUUGUGGAUGACUUACCACCUACGACAACUAUUCUCAACAUAUCUUACAACAACAUAUCCAAAGUUCCCGGAUUCACUUUUGCUCAGCUACAAAACCUCACUCAUCUUCAAAUGGAUGCUAACAACAUUUCUGAAAUAGAUAAGGAUGCUUUUAAGAAUCUGCAUCAUUUGAAAAGCCUAAACCUCUCCAGCAACAUUCUGCCCAGCCUUAAUCCAGGCAUCUUUGAAAACCUCUACACACUUACUGAGUUGUACAUGAGUGAUAACAAGCUGCGGUGUCUUCCUCCAAACAUUUUUAAUGUAUCCGCUUGUCUGAAAACUCUAAUAAUCCGAAGAAACAACUUUUCUUGUUUCUCGGCAGUGGUCGAGUCUGUGAAAGAUUUGACGCAUCUGACAAGGUUGGAUCUGAGCUAUAACAAACUACAGUCUCUUGAGAAUUCUGCAAGCUUACCAUCAUCACUUCAGGUCCUCUAUCUCAGUAACAAUGAGCUUGUCACCUUAGGAUGUCACCCUGGGUUCUUUAGCAGAAUCUCUGUGUUGGAUCUUUCAAAUAAUUCAAAAAUCUCAUCAGAACAUUUCAAGGGCUUAAAUUUGAGUAAAAUGACCUAUCUCCGCCUGCGAUUAACUAACGUGACUGUGCCAGAACUCCUCAAUCUCAGCCUGUCCCUAAACCCUGCGCACGUGGACUUCUCUGGGCUAAACCUGGGCCACAAAAACAACUCCAUGAUCAGGACUGUGUGCAGGCUACUGAUGAACUCAUUGACAGAAAUGCAAAGGAUGAUAAUCCAGCAAAAUGAUAUUCGGUAUUUACAACGUGGCCUUUUCUUUAAUUGUACUAAUUUGACAGAUUCUUUGGACCUUUCUUUUAACAGACUGGGGAGGGUGGGGUGCCUUGAGUUUCUUGAGGGUCAGUAUCGGCUGCAGACGAUCACCGUGGAGCACAAUCUUCUGUCAGAGCUCACCUCCUGCAAGACUCCCCAAUUUCAUCGUCUUACAGAAUUGAGCUACCGGUACAAUCGCAUUCUGAAGGUCAAUGCAUUUGCAUUUGCACAUACUCCAUGUUUGAAAACUCUCAAACUCAACAUCAACACAAUUGCCUUUUUGGACCAUGAAGCACUCAGGGGUCUUACACAGCUCACUACACUUCGCUUAGACAAUAACUUACUGACGGAUCUCUACAACGACAGCUUUUUUGAUUUGCACAGCUUGGAAACACUCAACCUACGCAAUAACCAAAUCUCUGUGAUUUUCAAGGACACUUUCCAGUCUCUAAAACGCCUCAAUAUUCUGGAUCUAGGAGGAAACAAAAUCAAUAAUUUCAGAGAGGGGGCAUUCACUGGACUUGAAAGCCUUGCAAAUAUUUACCUUGACCGCAAUCGUCUCGGAAAAAUAGAAAUCCAAAGUUUUGCAAAGCUCUCUGCCACUCUGAAAGUUCUAGACCUGCAGUCCAACAUGAUUAGAUACCUGACAGAACAGACCACUUCUCCAUUUACCAAUUUAUCCAAGCUGGAGGAUCUGAAACUGGAUGCACAGCAGCCGUAUGGCAUAACACUUGUGCCUGGUACUUUAUUUUCUGGCCUGAGCUCCCUAAAACAGCUCUCCCUUACAAACAACCACAUCUCUAGCUUUAGAUCACACACCUUUGAUGACCUGUCCAGCUUAGAGUAUCUUACUCUGGACAACUCAUGUGUUGGUGUGAAACCGCUACCACCAGGCAUCUUCAAAAACCUGCAGAAACUGAAAAUUUUAGAUGCAGAAAACAUGGGCAUUAGGUCCUUCUCGGAGCAUGUGUUUGGGAAUCUAACAUCACUGCAUAAAUUACAACUGAAUCGCAAUGCCAUGACAAAAAUAAACCCUGCUGUUUUUGAGAAACUGCCUAAUCUCACCUACCUUGAUUUGAGGAAUACCCCACUCAGCUGCAUCUGCAAAAACAGUGAGCUCCAGAAUUGGACCAAUACCAACCAGAGAGUGCAGAUAGUCUAUUUGUAUAGCAUGAGAUGCCCUGAACUCUCUAAUUCAAGUUUUCACAAUUUUGACACCAAGGUGUGUUAUCUGGACAUUGGACUUUACCUCUUUGUCUCAACUAGUAAUGUGGUGUUCCUAUUGACAAUCCUACCACUGCUAUAUGUUAAACUCUACUGGAAGCUGAAGUACAGCUAUUAUGUCUUUCGGUCGUGGUUUGGGGAACAAUGGCGUCGGCUGCGGGACGAGGAGGAGGAGUGUGAAUAUGAUGCCUUCAUCUCCUACAACUCAGCGGACGAGGAGUGGGUGGUGAAGGAGCUGGUGCCGAACCUGGAGGGGAACGCACCGUCUUUCCGACUCUGCCUCCAUCACCGUGACUUCGAGCCUGGACGCUACAUCGUGGACAACAUCGUGUCGGCUGUGUACAGGAGCCGCAAGACCGUGUGCGUGGUGAGCCAGCACUUCCUGCGCAGCGAGUGGUGUUCACUGGAGAUCCAGCUGGCCAGCUACCUCCUCUUCCACGAGCUCCGUGACGUGCUCGUGCUGGUCUUCCUGGAACACAUCCCCGAGAGGCAGAUCUCGGCCUACCACCGCAUGCGGAAGGUCAUGCUAAAGAAGACCUACCUCCAGUGGCCCGGAUCGGACUGUGCCGACCCAGCUCAGGCUCAGGAGCUCUUCUGGGUCCAGCUGAGGAGGGCUCUGAAGAGCAGUAACAGCAGAGGCCAAGGAGAUGAGGAGGAAAGGGAGGAUCAAAAGACCAUUGAGAAAGAGUCUCAAGUGGAUCAGCCGCAGAGAGACGAUGGAAGAAAUGUCCUUCUUUUGUGAGGAGUGUGUUCACUGAAUAUGCUUUGUGUUGCUUGUGAUAUUACGAAAGGCGGAGGAUGCAAAAAAUGUCUCAUGCAAUAACUGCCUGGAAUACAAACGAUGUAUAGGCUGAAGAACAUUGCAAUUGGGAAAUCAGUUAUUACAGUAAUUUGGAAGUUUUUAAGGAACUGAAACUUUCAGAUGACUUUGAAAUUAACCUUGGAACCAUUCCCUUUUCAUUUACACAUACAUAAAUAUUGUUUUAUGCUUACUUUAGUUUUAGGUAGGUGGUAAGAGGUAGGAAAUAACUGCAUCCACUCUUUACUUUUUUCCUACUACGCUGUAUAAAGUAUAACCUAUGGGCAAAAUCAUUUUCUUGAUGAGAAGCUUUGUGUGAGAACAACCCACAAACUGUUUUAUUUACAUUUGAUCAUGUUGUACAAAAACCCUUGUAAAUAUCCUGCUGUACAGUAUCCUACUGUAAAUUAAUUGUUCUUUGAUCAGAUGUUUCUACGUUUGGAAACUGAAAUGCUUACAAAUAAAACACAAUCAGAAAAUGUU